Molecule: messenger RNA, 423 nt
Organism: Iphiclides podalirius (scarce swallowtail)
Lineage: Eukaryota; Metazoa; Arthropoda; Insecta; Lepidoptera; Papilionidae
Source: the annotation of a GenBank genome assembly
AUGUUCCAUAAACAGUGCGAAGACGAAAGAAAGCUCACCUUGAGCAUGGAGCCGCCUCGCCACCGCCUUAGACCGCAUCGCGUCCACGGCCGCGGCGGAAGAGAUAGAGCAAUCGAUGGCAGCGUCGUCGGCGUGAUAUUUAAAAAUGUGUCGCGGGCGGGCGCCGUGGCCGUACCGCUCCCGCGGGAUGGGCGGGCUGGGUGUGCGAGGUGCGCGGCGUGUCACGCGAGCGGCCGGCGGGACACUGCGUUCACGUGCUCCGCCGCACCGCGGCCGCGAGGAAAGCGAUUUUCACGCGGGAAACGCGAUAGUGACCGCCCGCGCUGUCUCGACCCGCGCUCGCUCGCCAACUGUCAGCGGAGACUUGAGCGCCACCCGCCCGCGACGUCGCACUACUACUUGUGCCCUAACUAUACCGCCGUA